This is a messenger RNA of Triplophysa rosa, 3408 nucleotides long. It is a transcript of the gene hid1a, whose product is annotated as HID1 domain containing a. Gene Ontology annotation, cellular component: Golgi medial cisterna; membrane; Golgi trans cisterna. The transcript has 19 exons. The coding region runs from base 71 to 2476 and encodes 801 amino acids. The record is from RefSeq and is a predicted model, not a curated record. Lineage: Eukaryota; Metazoa; Chordata; Actinopteri; Cypriniformes; Nemacheilidae.
UGACACUCGCAGAGGAGGAGGUGACGGGGAUUAGAGCUGCUCCUUAUCAUUAAACGAUCACAUCAGAAAAAUGGGAAAUACGGACUCAAAGCUGAAUUUCAGGAAGGCAGUGAUACAGCUGACCACAAAAACACAGCCUGUUGAAGCCACAGAUGAUGUAUUUUGGGAUCAGUUUUGGGCUGACACCACCACCACUGUGCAGGAUGUGUUUGCCCUGGUGCCCGCUGCCGAGAUCCGAGCUGUCAGGGAAGAAUCGCCCUCCAAUCUGGCAACACUGUGCUACAAGGCUGUGGAGAAGCUGGUUCAGGGUGCCGAGUUGGGUUGUCCUACAGAAAAGGAGAAGCAAGUUGUGUUAAACUGUACCCGCAUGCUCUCUCGAAUCUUGCCUUACAUCUUUGAGGAUCAGGACUGGAGAGGGUUCUUCUGGUCCACCAUCCCUGGUGCUGGCAGAGCGGGGAUGGAUGAUGAAGAAGAUGAUGAUGAAGGAGCUCGUCCACUGGCUGAGUCUCUGUUACUGGCUCUGGCCGACCUGCUCUUCUGUCCAGACUUCACCGUUCACAGCCACAAGAAAGGACGGCUUGACUCGGUUGAGGACAUGCAGUCUUUGGACAGCUGUGAGUAUAUCUGGGAGGCCGGAGUGGGCUUUGCUCAGUCACCCCCCCUCAACUACAUCCAUGAUCUAAACAGGACUGAGCUGUUGAGGUUACUGCUCACCUGUUUCUCAGAGGUCAUGUACCUGCCUCCAACAUCGGAUAACAGCAUUCUCAACCCCUGGGUCACCUUCUUCUGUUCCACUGAAAACAGACAUGCCCUGCCUCUCUUCACCUCCCUGUUGAACGUGGUGUGUGCGUAUGACCCGGUGGGUUACGGGAUUCCCUACAACCACCUGCUCUUCUCUGACUACCGCGAGCAGCUGGUGGAGCAGGCUGUACAGAUCCUCAUCGUGACCCUGGAGCACGAGGGAGGACCGCCGUACCGCCCACCAUCCCCCUCCAGCAUGGAGGACCAGGAUUCCACUGGUCCAAAUAAUCUCUUUGUGAACUACUUGUCCAGAAUUCACAGGGAGGAGGAUUAUGACUUUGUCCUGAAAGGUUUGGCUCGCCUGCUGACAAACCCUCUGACUCAAACAUACCUGCCCAACUCAUCCAAAAAGAUCCAGUUUCACCAGGAACUGCUGGUCCUCUUCUGGAAACUCUGCGACUUCAACAAAAAGUUUCUGUUCUUCGUGCUGAAGAGCAGCGACGUGUUGGACAUAUUAGUGCCUAUACUGUAUUACCUGAACGACGCUCGAGCUGACCAGUCACGUGUGGGUCUCAUGCACAUCGGUGUCUUUAUUCUUCUGCUGCUGAGUGGAGAGAGGAACUUCGGGGUGCGUCUGAAUAAGCCGUACUCUCUUCACGUACCCAUGGACAUCCCUGUGUUCACAGGCACGCAUGCCGACCUGCUCAUUGUGGUUUUCCACAAGAUAAUAACCAGCGGUCAUCAGAGAUUACAGCCUCUUUAUGACUGUUUGCUCACUAUCGUGGUGAAUGUAUCUCCCUACCUGAAGAGUCUUUCCAUGGUGGCGGCCAACAAGCUCCUGCAUCUGCUUGAGGCUUUCUCUACCAACUGGUUCCUGUUUUCUGCACCUCAGAACCAUCAUCUGGUCUUCUUCUUGCUGGAGGCCUUCAAUAACAUCAUUCAGUACCAGUUUGAUGGUAACUGUAACUUGGUGUACGCCAUCAUCCGAAAGCGUAAUGUUUUCCAUCAGCUGGCCAACCUGCCGUCUGACCCCGUCUCCAUUCAGAAGGCCCUACAGAGGAAGAGGAAGUCUCCAGACGUCAUUUCUCGCACCAGCUCACAGGAGACCGUGUCCAUGGAGGGCUCGCGCCCGGCUGUGCCCGCUGAGCCGGGCACUCUGAAGGCCAGUCUGGUGGCCAUUCCAGACAUUGAUAAACUGACAGAGAAGUCCCAGGUUUCAGAGGACGGCACAAUGGUUGCAUUGCCCCAGAUAAAAUCCCCCCAAACCCCAGAGCCCAGCGGUGCAGCCGGAGCCAGCGACACUGAAUCCAUCUCAGGAAGAGACACUGAGGACGUCUUCUACACGGAGGCGGAGAUGGCGAGGAGUCGUCUGUCCAGCACAUCAUCCACUGUCAGCCACUGGAAUCCCAAACCUGACUGGGUGUUGUCCUGGAAGAGCAAACUUCCACUUCAGACCAUCAUGCGCUUGCUGCAGGUCCUGGUGCCACAGGUGGAAAAAAUCUGCAUUGACAAGGGUCUGACGGAUGAAUCUGAGAUCCUGAAGUUUCUACAGCAUGGAACUCUAGUGGGUUUGUUGCCUGUGCCUCACCCCAUUCUUAUCAGGAAAUAUCAGGCAAAUGCAGGAACUGCCAUGUGGUUUCGCACGUACAUGUGGGGAGUCAUCUACCUGCGUAAUGUGGAUCCACCCAUCUGGUAUGACACUGAUGUGCGUCUCUUUGAGAUUCAGAGGAUGUAAAAGGAGCCUCACUGGGAAGCCACAGGCUUCAUCUACUAUGUCAUUUUGCUUUAAGAUGUCCCACUUCUCUUGAGAAGAGGCAACAGAAACCCAUGAAAGCCUGUGAAACUCCAUGAGAAGUGCCUGUGCCUGACAGUGUGAAGCUGUUGGUGGUCUGUUUGCUCUGGCUGCUGUACAGAUGAUAAAGCGCCUAAAUAUAACCCUGUGCUCUGAUAGCAUAGUAUGUUCAGUAGCUUAAGCAAUCCGGACAUGUGCGUCUGUGUGUAAGAAAAAUCUCUCACUGUGGUUUUAUAUAGGAAUGGGAGUAUUGUGAAUAAUUUCUGGAAAGACCUCUGGUUGGAUUGAUAUCACCACAAGGGGGUGAUCUUGCUAUAUCUUUUUUUUUUUUUAUUUACCCAUGAGAACAUUCAUUGACAUAUUAGUCAUGUCAGAUAUGAGAAAUAAGUCAAUGAAAUUCAAAGGUUGAUUUUAAUGUAUUUCCCCAGUAUUCACAUACACUAUGAACUUGUAAAAAGAUUUAGUUUCCACAGUAUUAUAUAGCAACGGUUUGAUGGAAUAUCAAUAGCUCUAUUUUUGUUUGCAUAUCAAUUUGCUGAUGUGAGACUGUAAAUAUUCAGCUUGAUGCUUAAAGUAGAAUCACUGUAUCAAUAUGUGAUGAAUAUAAUUAUUUAAUGUCAUAAUUGUUAGCUCAUAGCUAUUGCCUUUCUGCAAACGUUAUGGCUCAAAGUGCCGAUGACUGUAACCAGAAUGUUCAUUUGUGACAGUAUUUAUAUGAAAGUCUGUUAAAGACAAGAAUAGAUUGUGGUUAUAUGUGUAUUUUAAUAUGUGUAUCUAAGUUUGUGUGCUUGUGUAUAUGUACUAAACUCCUAAUUGAAUCAUUGGUUUAUGAAGAAUUUCAUGCUUCUCAAUGUAUCUGCUUCAUUCUUAAUAAG